This is a messenger RNA of Plodia interpunctella (Indianmeal moth), 10623 nucleotides long. RefSeq names its product sodium channel protein 60E-like (gene SC1). Bases 289 to 6963 code for a protein of 2224 amino acids. Gene Ontology annotation, cellular component: voltage-gated sodium channel complex; plasma membrane. Lineage: Eukaryota; Metazoa; Arthropoda; Insecta; Lepidoptera; Pyralidae. Gene Ontology annotation, molecular function: voltage-gated sodium channel activity; protein binding. Gene Ontology annotation, biological process: neuronal action potential; membrane depolarization during action potential; sodium ion transmembrane transport. The transcript is spliced from 31 exons. The record is from RefSeq and is a predicted model, not a curated record.
GCCGCCGCCGCUCGUGCCGUCGUGUGCCGCGCGACCAUGCGCACGCCGCACCCCCCACCCCACAACCCCGGCGGACACGAGCCCCGAUCUUCUAACUCUAAUGUAUAAACGCGAAUACAGGUGAGCGAAUACAGGUUUUUCGAGUGAAACUUUCUAUGUGAACCUAUUGAACUUUGUGACCGAGAUCGAUAUUUUGUCGGUGGCAGUAACAAUCGGAAAUGGCGUCAUCGAUCUGCAAAUAGUGAGGGCCGCGUGGCGAUGGGCCGGGCGUGGUAGCGGGUGACCGGCAUGGAGGAGGACGAGCGACGGCUCUCGUUCCCGCCGCCGGCGCCGCUCAACUCGCCCGGCGAAGAGAUCGACGGUUCCCGGCUCCUCGGGGAGAUAGUUCGGACGCUCGAGGCGACCAACCCGGAGGCGGCGGCUCCUCUGGUCGCCUCACAGUCGCGGGAUGCGCUGGACGCGGAGUGCGAGAAGCCGCGGCGAGAGGAGCUUCGAAUCCCUUUGGAUGGCGUCACGUUCUCGAGCGAGACACGGGAGAAGGGCGGCGGGGGCACGCGCGAGGAGCCUCGCGCCGCCGUCACGCCGUUCACGCGCGAGUCGGCGCGGAGAGCGGGCUCGCGCGGCGCCCAGCUCGUGCGCGAGUUCGGCUUCAUGCCGCGCCGCCGGCUCAGCGUCGAGGACGGCGCGCGCCUGCCCAGGAAGUACGAACCCUUCCCGCCCAAGCUGUACGGACGACCGCUCGAGGAGAUCGACAAUUUUAUAUACGAUGAGACAUUCUGUGUGGUGUCGAAGCGGUUCCGUAAGAACUACAUCCACCGGUUCACGGCGACGCGGUCGCUGUUCUGGUGGUCGCCGUGGUCCCCCGUGCGCCGCGCAUGCGUGUACUUGUCCACCAAUCAGUACUUUGAUUACUUCGUCAUGGCCACUAUACUGUUCAACUGCGUCUUCCUGGCCAUGUCGGAGACUAUUGAGGAAGCUGAGUACAUAUUCCUGGCGAUCUACUCGGCGGAGAUGAUAAUAAAGUGCAUAGCGAAGGGGUUUAUACUGAACAAGUACACGUAUCUACGGAAUCCGUGGAACUGGCUGGACUUCGUGGUGAUCACGUCGGGGUAUGCCACCAUUGGCAUGGAGGUGGGCAAUCUCGCUGGCCUGCGGACCUUCAGGGUGCUGCGGGCACUCAAGACUGUCUCCAUCAUGCCUGGUCUGAAGACCAUCAUCAACGCACUGCUCCAUUCCUUCAAGCAGCUAGCCGAGGUCAUGACCCUGACGAUAUUCUGUCUGAUGGUGUUCGCGCUGUUCGCGUUACAGGUCUACAUGGGGGAGUUGAGGAACAAGUGCGUGAAGAAUUUUGUGCCCGUGCCGGGGGAAAAUUUCACCGACGACGUUUGGCUGCAAUGGAUAAGGGAGCCUUCUCACUGGAUGGUGAACGACGAGGAGAUUCCUAUCAUCUGCGGCAACCUGACGGGCGCCAGGCACUGUCCCCCCCAGUACACGUGUCUCUGUGUCGGCCCCAACCCAAACCAUGGCUACACAAACUUUGAUAACUUCCUAUGGUCCAUGCUCACCACGUUUCAACUGAUCACUCUGGAUUAUUGGGAGAAUGUGUAUAAUAUGGUGCUGUCGUCGUGCGGACCGAUGUCCGUCUCUUUCUUCACAGUGGUGGUGUUCUUCGGGUCGUUCUACCUCAUCAACCUGAUGUUGGCUGUGGUGGCGCUCAGUUAUGAAGAAGAGUCGCAGAUCACACAAGAGGAAAGAAAGAAAGACUUGAAUGAGCACAGAGACGACUCGACGUUCAGCUUCGACCCCACCUCCCUAGCCGUGCGCACGCUGGCCAAGGACUCGAAGAAGCGCAUCGACGCCAGAAAGGGGUUGCUAUUGGCCUCCUACUCUAGGAAAAGGACCAGAAGACGCAAGAGAGGCAAGAGCGCGAUACAUCACGCGGCCGCGGUGGCUGCAGUCGCUGAAAGGUCGAGAUCUCGGUCGCGGUCGAGGUCAGUGACCCCAAGUGCAUCGCCCCCCCUCCUGCCGCCGCCGCUGCCCCCGCCGCCGCCCCACACACUGCAUCCCGACAACGCUUUAGUAAAUGAUAUAGGACGCGGCGCACUAAGCGCUGCAGGCCGGCAACUGAGCGACCACAGCAAUAACCGAGAGUCGUCGCUGGACGAUUCAGGAGUGGUGGACGACCAUGACGACGGCGAGCACACGUCUGAUGACCAGGCGCCGCAGCACCACCCGCGGAGGCAUCACGUGCCGCUGCUGAGCCAUCAGUUGCCGAUGCCAAUGAUACAGCAGAUACAGGAAAGUCAAACAGUGGCGAUAAAGCCAAAGAAUAUAACGAAACAAGAAAAGCAGGAUAAGCCACAAGAAAAACCGAAGAAAUGUGAAAAGAGCAGCAUCCAGGAGAAGUAUCCACUGAAUCCAGACUACCUCAAUCAGAUCGUGGUGCUAGGGGCGGACUGGCCAUACAAGCGCGCGCCCGACCUCCCGCAAACGGAGACGACGAAAAUUAAUGAGAUCAGUUUAUUGGCAGCAACGCACAAAACUCAUAUGGGCAAUUUUGAGCAAAAUUGCACUUACUUCACAGAUGAGCUUGUGGAUAGAAACUGUGAAUGCUGCGUGUCUUGCUGCAUAGACUAUGAAGGCUGGCUCCAGUUUCAGAACUGCUUGUAUGGGAUCGUGAAAGAUCCGCUCUUUGAGUUGUUUAUCACAACUUGUAUAGUUCUCAAUACACUAUUCCUGGCUUUAGAGCAUCAUGGAAUGAGCGAGAACGUACGACAGGCCUUAGAUAUAGGAAAUAAGGUGUUCACGUCAAUAUUUACUUUAGAGUGUAUGAUGAAAGUGAUGGCGAUGAGCAAAGACUUCUUCGCCUGUGGCUGGAACAUAUUCGAUUUGAUUAUAGUAUCUGCAAGCCUUUUAGAUCUUAUAUUCGAGCUCGUUGAUGGCCUAUCCGUGUUAAGAGGCCUUCGUUUGUUGCGUGUGUUAAAACUAGCUCAGUCGUGGACUACAAUGAAAGUGUUGUUGAGUAUUAUAAUAUCGACAAUCGGUGCUCUCGGUAAUUUGACGUUCGUGUUAGUGAUAGUUAUAUACAUAUUCGCUGUGAUCGGCAUGCAGUUGUUCUCCAAGUCGUACACGCCGGACAAGUUCGAACCCGAUCCUGUGCCAAGGUGGAACUUCAACGACUUCUUCCACUCGUUCAUGAUGAUAUUCCGGAUAUUGUGUGGCGAGUGGAUCGAGCCACUCUGGGACUGCAUGAGGGCGGAACAGGCCAGCGGUGCCGAAAGCUGCUUCUUUAUAUUCCUGCCUGCGCUCGUCAUGGGGAACUUCAUGGUGCUCAACCUCUUCCUCGCCUUGCUGCUCAAUAGCUUCAACAGUGAGGAACUUAAGAAUAAGAAAGAGGAAGUAGGAGAGGAUUCAAAAUUAGCUAAAAGUUUCGAUAGAAUACGUUCCAUAGUAAGAAAAAAGGGUUUCCUUAUAUCGAGAAGUAAAGAGACUGAAAAAAAAUCUAAGUUAGAAGAGCUAGUUAACGAAUUUAUGGCGCAGCAGCGCGCCGAGAAGGAGAAGAAGGUAUCUAUACCCAGCGAACAGCGAUUCUCGGCGUCCAUACAGGAAACCAUACUGUUCCCUCAUGACAAUAUUUAUAGCCAUAGUUACCAAGAAGCUUUAAAUAGGCCAAUAUCAGUAGGAUCAGAUUUCGCGUACCCGCAACUUUACCAAGCGAACUUCAACCACGGGAGUCAGGAGACCCUGAAGGACGUCAGGGACUUGGCAGCAGAGCACAAAAUUACUAGCAUCAGGGAAGAUUCGAAGGAAAAUCUAGAAGAUACGUCGCCUACAGAACCAGUCGUAGCUCAGAAACUUUUGAAUCAGAUGUCUUCUGGAUACCACACGCAGCCAUCUGAUUCAAGAGAUGAAAACGAACACUACGAAAUGGCACAGCUGUCCAGCAGAACGACCCCAGAGAGAAGACAGUACGGGAAGGACACACCAAAUAUUAUAAGUAAGGAAGCCGCAAAACGCCCCGAUGAAGAACAAAUGAGGCAUCCGUGGCAAACUUUAGUCUCAUAUGUAGAUGAAUUAACCGUAGGUGGGAGAAAAAACUCCAAGGGCCAAUACGUUGACGCGAUGGGAAACUUUCCGGGAUUUGGAAAAGCCAAAGAGCCCAAGGUUCCGCAGGACUGCUACCCCCGCCAGUGUUACGAUGCAUGUCCAUGCUGGGACUCAUGUAUCGAAACAAAGAUGGGUCAGCGCUGGAUGCUGCUCCGUACUUUCAUCCUCCGUUAUGUUGACACGCCUGCCUUCGAGUGGUUCGUGCUAGUGCUAAUAUUUGCAUCCAGUAUAACCCUAUGUUUCGAAGAUAUCCAUCUUGAGAAAAACAAACCGUUGAAGAAAAUAUUAUACUGGACCAACCUUGGUUUCUGCAUGAUCUUUGUCGUGGAAAUGUUUCUCAAGUGGAUUGCCUUGGGGUUUUUCAGAUAUUUUACGAGUUUUUGGACUUUAUUAGACUUUACUAUAGUUUUCGUAUCAGUUUUUAGUUUAUUAAUAGAAGAGAAUGAAAAUUUAAAGGUACUAAGGUCUUUGAGAACAUUGCGUGCUUUGAGACCAUUGAGAGCGAUAUCCCGGUGGCAGGGGAUGCGCAUCGUGGUAAACGCGUUAAUGUACGCGAUACCGAGUAUCUUCAAUGUUUUGUUAGUUUGUUUAGUGUUUUGGUUGAUUUUCUCCAUAAUGGGAGUGCAGUUUUUUGGCGGGAAGUUCUUCAAAUGCGUCGACAAUGAAGGAGAACUUUUACCUUUAGAGAUAGUAAACGAUAAGUGGGAGUGUUAUUAUAACAACUUUUCUUGGAUAAAUUCCAAGAUAUCUUUUGAUCAUGUGGGGAUAGCUUACUUAGCUUUAUUUCAAGUCGCGACCUUCGAGGGCUGGAUGGAGGUUAUGGCUGACGCGGUAGACGCCAGGGGCGUCGACCUGCAGCCAGCGAGAGAAGCCAAUUUGUACGCUUACAUUUAUUUUGUGAUAUUCAUCGUGUGCGGAUCAUUCUUCACCCUCAAUCUAUUCAUAGGAGUCAUCAUUGACAAUUUUAACAUGCUCAAGAAAAAGUACGAAGGCGGCGUUUUAGAAAUGUUCCUAACCGAAAGCCAAAAGCACUACUACACAGCCAUGAAGAAACUGGGUAGAAAGAAGCCCCAAAAAGUCAUAAAGAGACCAAGGAACCAGUUUUUAGCUAUGUUCUAUGACCUGUCGAACUCAAGACGGUUCGAAAUAGCAAUAUUUGUGCUCAUUUUCUUAAAUAUGCUGACGAUGGGCAUCGAACAUUACGACCAGCCACAUUCUGUGUUCUUUAUUUUGGAAGUUAGCAAUGCGUUUUUCACGACUGUUUUUGGAUUAGAAGCAAUAGUGAAAAUAAUAGGACUCCGCUAUCACUACUUCACGGUGCCGUGGAACGUAUUCGACUUCUUACUAGUCCUGGCUUCAAUCUUAGGCAUUCUAAUGGAAGACAUCAUGAUCGACCUGCCCAUAUCACCUACGCUGCUGAGGGUGGUUCGAGUAUUUCGCAUUGGGAGAAUUUUAAGACUGAUUAAAGCCGCUAAAGGCAUUAGGAAGCUACUAUUCGCACUGGUAGUGUCACUGCCAGCGCUUUUUAACAUCGGUGCCUUGCUUGCGUUGAUCACGUUCAUCUACGCCAUUAUCGGCAUGUCUGUUUUCGGGCAUGUAAAGGAGCAGGGCGCCUUGGAUGACAUAGUCAAUUUCCAGACCUUUGGAAGGAGCAUGCAGUUGCUUUUUCGUCUGAUGACAUCCGCUGGUUGGAACGACGUUCUGGAAUCUCUAAUGAUCCAGCCACCAGAAUGCGAGUUAGGAGAAAUUGGGCACCUCAAUGGCAACUGCGGGAGUCCGCUACUUGCCAUAACUUACUUCACUUCCUUCAUCAUCAUCAGCUACAUGAUCGUUAUCAACAUGUACAUCGCUAUUAUACUCGAGAACUUUAACCAAGCACACCAAGAAGAAGAAAUUGGAAUCGUUGAAGAUGAUUUAGAAAUGUUCUACAUUCGAUGGUCUAAGUAUGAUCCCCAUGCAACACAAUUUAUAAGUUUCGUUCAACUAUCAGACUUCAUAGCAUCUCUUGAUCCCCCACUAGGUAUUUCUAAACCUAAUACAGUAGCCCUCGUCAGCUUCAAUCUUCCUAUAGCUAAAGGCAAUAAGAUACAUUGUUUAGAUAUCCUUCAUGCAUUGGUCAAACAUGUGUUGGGACACGUGGAAGAGACAGAUACCUUCAGACAACUGCAAGAACAGAUGGAUAUUAAAUUUAAGAAACAAUUCCCAACAAGGAAAGAAUUGGAGAUAGUGUCUUCAACAAGAAUAUGGAAGCGAGAAGACAAGGCGGCAAGAAUGAUUCAAAGGACUUGGAGAGAAUAUGUGAAACGGAAAAACAGAAGUCCAUCAAAUGAGGAAGAAAGCACGAAAUGGUCUCCUGGAGGUGGCUGGGGUGGACGUUUAAGCGCACUGUUACAUGUAAGACGAGGGUCUCACGCGUCAAGUCGGAAAUCUUCUCGAGCUUCGGAUGCCUCUGACCUAAGCGAGUUGGGAGGAGCGUGGCUCAACUUGCCUUUACUCCUUUUGCCGGGGGCAAACCCUGGCGAUCAGGUGGCGAGCGGUUCCGAAACAGCCCCGCCUCGUAGGCGGUCGGCGUAUGGUUUGCCAAUAUUCCUACGCCAUCAAGACGCAGUCGACGAAGACGGAGGCCCGAAACGCGCAGGUUCCCUUCGUCUGAGUUCGCGGCGGAAUUCUGCUCGUCGAGCUGGACCAGGACCGCCGGGUUUGCCACCACGGCCACGUACACCUUCACCGCACGCCAACAGUGAAGUGAGCAUUCUAGUGACCGAGGCUUCUCCAGACGCUGCCCCUCCCCCCGCCGCCCCGCCUACCGUCGUGCGCGUGCUCGUCCACCGAGAGAGCGAUGAACAACCCAGCUGAUCAACACCCGAUGAGCCUGAGGCUCCCCCCAUUUAGUUACCCCUCGAACAUUAAGUGUCAAAAUCUACUCGUCAAGAGUUAUGUGUUCACGCACGCACGGCAUUCGAGUGAUACACCGGACGGUUAAGUUCGAUUGUAAUUUUGUGAUUUUAAUCUUAAAUUAGGUAGUUUACCCACUCGAUAGAGAAGAUAAAUAGACGUCUUAGUUUUGGUUAAAGACGUUAAAGUUGGCGCUUUAUAGAUGCGUAAUUGCGUAAAAAAGUUUUAUAGAUGCGUAAUUGUUAUUUUCUCAUAAGCUAGCUUUAGUUUUUCGCGUAACGUAGACAAGUUAUCGCUGUUGUUUUUUUUUACUAAAACUAAAUAAUGUCUAUUUAUCUGCAAUCUAAUACGCGAAAACAGGACACCGGGAACUUCCAGAUACAUUGCAAUAAAUAUUGAUUAUCUACGUUAAAAUGUAUCUUAACAUGGUAAAUAAAAGCGAAGAUUCGAGUGCGUAAAUAUCAAGUUUUGAGUUAUAUUUAAGACUAUUUAAUAUUUUAAAUAAGUAAGAUGAACAAAUAAAGAGUAAUUUGAAUAUUAUUCGACUCGUCGCCCAGUUACUUCAUAAUUACCUAUAAUAUUACUAUUAUUUGAAGAAACGCUUGACUUGAAAUAAAACAAAUUGGAACGCUCUGGAAUGAUCGGUCUCAAAUAUGGUUGUAAAUAGUUUUAGCUAUAUGAGAACGACUGAUUCGUCAUCUUAGCUCGAAACUAGAUAGGAAAUGAAACGAUGAAAUGCUUAAAUCAUUAACGUAUAGCGCUUAUUAUGAUCCAUGCGUAUUCUCUAUAAAUUUAUGCGUAACUUCGAGUUGUAAUAAUAUAAUUUUCUACAGUUAAUAUUGUUUGUACAUGUAAUUUUGUUUUAUGUAAUAAUAUGCAGAAAAUAUGAUUAUAUUCUAUGUAUAGUUGAAUAAAAUUAUGUAAACCAUUCAAUAGAAUCAUCCCUGUAGAAAUACUGUGUGAACAAACAAUAGUAUAGUAGGGUUACGAUACGAUAACAACCCGAUUGCCUCUCGACGUAGUACAGCUAGAUUUAAACAUUGCCUUCUUCCGUUAAGUAACAAAAUAAUUUCAUCGUCUAAUAUAACUAUCACAAUGAAAUAAUUCAAUGUAUUUUAUAAGGCACAAUAUAGCCCCAUAUCUAAAAAUGGUAUAAACUGAUAGUUGGUAGUACAUAGAAAUGUGAUACUGUAAUCAAGAGAUCAUCAAUGUAAAUAAGUUCUCGUUAACAACAAAGCAACAUUUAAUGCGGCAAUAAAGCAAUUUAAUGUCAUAAAUAAAUAUAUUAACAAAACCAAAUUAUGCAUGUUCCUCAGAUGAUAUUAAUUUUUUUAAGAAAAAUUAUCUUGAAAAUUUCUCGCAAGAAUUAAAUUUAACUUAACAAUAAGCAGCCCAUAUAUCUAACUGUAAGUUUUACGUCAAAAUCACAACGUAUGACACAACGUAGUAAUCUGUAAAAUUGGGUUGCAAUAACGAAGUUACGUGUAUUUAACUUAAAUGAAUUGAUCAUGAUAUUAAACCAAUCUGAUUUAUUUAUUCCUGUGAGAUGUAAUUAGAUAUUGAAAAUGAAUUUAUAGAGUCAAUUUUCGCUUUAAUACAUAAAAUUAUUUACGUUUAAUUAGUACAAUUAGCUUAGUAUUUAUUUAGAUUUAGGAAUCGGUGAUUUCUGUAAAUGCUUAGAGGCAAUCACGUAUGAUUGGCAGAUGUUUAAGGUGCGCAUUACACCUAUAUUCCCACGAUUAUUUUCCAAAGCGUUUUUUAAAGUAAUGUACUUUUGAACUUUUGGACUGAGCGUGUCGAACUUUAUUAGCCUAAAAAAGUUUUUAAACUAUUAAAGCGUGUCUAGUGAAUGAAAAAUAAAAAAUCUUGAAAAGUAAGUAUUCAAAGUAGGUGUACUUUUGGUUAAUACGGGAAAAGUUUAAAACACAAAUAACAUCUGUAUCCGUUAUGUCCAAUGAGCUGUACUCGGCCUUUCAUUUAAAACCAGUACGCUGAUAGCAUGGUUUUUUUAAGAAACCGCACCACACUGCCAUGUCUAUUUGCAGGCGCGCUUGGAAGCAUUAAAAAUGUCUUUGUUUAGCUGAAGAGAAUGAAGAAUUAUAUGUAUUGAUGUUGGAAAUAAUAGCAAAAUGCCUUCAAAUUAGAUUUAAUGUUCAUAUCGCUCAAGGCGGAUAUAAAUAUGUUUCUCCACUAUAAUAAUUCGCACAAAUAUUUUUUAUUAGAUUUAUUUACUAUUCGUUAUUCAUUACUACUUAAUUGUAAAAGACAAUAUAAUUCGAUUUUAAGAUAUCGAUGUCAUAACAUUGUUUUGAGACGGCUUAUUGGCCCCGAGAUAUCAAGCUAUGGAUAUGGUCAAGUGUCCAUUUCUUUUCUUGAAAACAAUUUAUUUAAAUAUUUGCUUGUAUAUUUUUAACUUUGGAAUAUUUCGCCCGUCCACGUAAUCUUUCAGUUGAAUUAUAGAAUAUUAGAAUUAGCUACCAUUAUAUAAAAAAAAUUAACUACACAUAGUGCUUAUAAAAUGUUUUUUUUUAUUAUUUAAAAUAAUAUGUAAGAAUAAAAAUGUAUUAUUUUUCCAAAAAAAAGUACAAUUAUAGUACGCGUUAUAUAUAACAUUUGCAUAAAAGGGUUUCUUUAAAAAUAUCUACUUUAUUCUAUUUAGCAUACCAAUAUAUAAAAAACUAGUGAAAAGAUUUUAAAAAAAUACUUACGCAUAUACUUCUAAUAAAUAAUCUAUUCACUCGCGGUAGAAGUGCCCUCAACUGAAAAAGAACAUUACUAAGAACCAUUCGUUCUAGAUUUUAAAAAUUAAAUUUUAUUUCGACGGGAUUACAUUUUAAGUUUGACGAACAAAAUAUUUGCUAGGUUCUUCCUUGCGACUGUAAAUUAGUCAAUGCAUUAGUUCCCUUAUCUCAAUAGGGUCACCAUUCGCGACGGUGUACCAAUCAGUAGGUAUAGUUAUAGAUCCUACCUAUAUUUUCUCAAUUUAGUAAGGACCAAAAUGUCGAUUGAUUUACAAAUUUUAUCUCGAUUUUAAUACUCGAUCCUGACCAAACCUCUUUUUAAAUUAUUUGUAUGUAGAUAUUUUCGAAGCCUGUUUCAAAUUAUUCUAGACUUAUAGGAGCAGACGCGAAUAUUACUCUUUGUACCACUUCGCUUUAUGACAAAUUUUACACAACUUGCUUUGGAUUCAACCCUUUGAUAAUUCAAUAAACAAACUGCUAUCACUACGUAUUGAAAUUUUUAAACAAAAAAAUAAUAACGUUGUUCUGAUAGUAUAGAUUCUCAAAUAUUGUUCUUUAUUAUGUAAAUAGGUAAAAAAGAAGAUGCAAUAAUUUUUCAUAAUUUUAUCUAUAGUUACUUAUGUCUUAAAAAGGUUGUUAGAAAAUACUUUAAAACUCUAAAAUUUAUGUACGAUGUACAUGUAAAACUAUGGUAGUUAGUAAAAUUGCAAUAUUUAAAGCAUGUGUUGGCAUGAUUCGGAGAUAAUUUGUAACAUAUGUUUAAAUUGUAUUAUAUGUAAAUAAAAACUUUUAAGUGAGACCUGCGAAAUAUGAUUUUCUUCCGAGGUACAAAAUAUGAAAUUAACCAUGUUGAAAACUAUGAUUAAACGAAAAUAUAGCA